Messenger RNA from Branchiostoma floridae (Florida lancelet), 4760 nucleotides. Its product is annotated as peroxidasin-like. Gene Ontology annotation, biological process: response to oxidative stress. The transcript is spliced from 13 exons. Gene Ontology annotation, molecular function: peroxidase activity; heme binding. The coding region runs from base 379 to 3708 and encodes 1109 amino acids. The record is from RefSeq and is a predicted model, not a curated record. Lineage: Eukaryota; Metazoa; Chordata; Leptocardii; Amphioxiformes; Branchiostomatidae.
CUCCUCAGUCCGAUCAGCAUCGUCUCCCGUCGGUCCUUAAUCGCCUCUCGUCGGCCCGUAAUCGCCUCCCGUCGGCUCGACAUCGUCCCCCGCCGGCUUGGCAUCGUCUCCCGUCGGCCCGUAAUCGACCCCGUAGGUUCGGCAUCGUCUCCCGUCGGCUCGGCACCGUCCCCCGUCGGCUCGGCAUCGUCUCCCGUCGGCCCGUAAUCGCCUCCCGUCGGCUCGGCAUCGUCCCCCGUCGGCUCGGCAUCGCCUCCCUUCGGCUCGGCAUCGGCUCCCGUUGGCUCAGCUUCGUCUCCCGUCGGCCCGUGAUCGUCUCCCGUCGGCCCGCAAUCGGCCCUGUCCAUCGGCAUCGUCGCUCUCACUCUCACAGACGUCAUGUUUAUAAGACUGAUCCCGGUGUUCCUCGUAGCGGUUGCCAUGACACCGAUGGUUGUCAUGGUUGCCGGUCAGACACCUACAGAACAAGAACUACAAGAGGCAUUCAACCAGGCAAAGGCAGAAAUAGAGCUUGAAGUUGCCAGUCAUGUAGAUCAAAUACCCGAGGAGAGCCCGUACUCCGGAGCGCUGGGGGCCCUGGCGUUGGAACACCGUUCCACUCCGAUGGCCAUUGAGCUCAGCAAAUGUGCUACCGUCUUGGAGAAGAUGGCAAAACACUUCAUGGACAGUUCCAGACGUACAAGCUACACAGUGGCCAUGCUGUCCGCCUGCAACUCCCACAUCGUGACGAGUGUUUGUGACGACACAUCCAUGAAGCCGAUCACGUGCCCCGCACCGGCAGUCCCAGAGUUCCGUUCGGCAGACGGCCGUUGCAACAACCGGAACCACCCCCUGUGGGGGAGUACCGAGCAGCCGCUCAGAAGGCUGCUGGAUCCUGUCUACGAUGACGACUUAAUGAUCACCCGCACCGCCGGGCGUGACGGCACCCCCCUCCCCAGCGCCCGGCUGGUCAGCACAACGGUACACGAGGACCUGCGGAAGUCCAGCCCGGUCAACACGCACAUGGUCAUGCAGUUCGGACAGUUCCUGGACCACGACAUCACUCUCACACCAAACUUCGCGGAAGGGGAAGAAGGUCUGAGAUGCCCCUGUGACUCCACGGACGAACGUUGUUUCAACAUCCCCGUCCCCUCCGAUGACCCUGACUUCAGCACUCCCUGCCUGGAGUUCGCCCGCUCCCGCUCCUGUCCGAACGAAGGGUGCCGCAUGGGCCGGCGGCAGCAGCUCAACCAGCUCACCGCCUUCGUGGACGCCUCCAACGUCUACGGAUCCUCGGAGGAAGAGAUGGAGGCUCUGAGAGAAAGGAACGAACCCAGAGGUGCCCAGAAGAAAACAACCUUCCCCUCUCCACGCAGCACCAGUAACUACGCCAGACUGGGGACGUCAUUGUCUCAGGAUUUAACCAGCUUCACUCUCUGUCUGCACAUGCGCACCGACAUGAGCUCCAGCAGUGAUGCAGGUUUGGUCAGCUACGCUGUGACACAGCAUAACAACGAGCUGCUCGUCUUCAAUAAAGGAGGGAUCGGUUUUAGGUUGUACUGGUCAGUUGGAGAUACAGACUUUUCUUUUAGUAGUCAUCAUAUACCAAUGUCCUCGGAUGAAAAGGGCGUCCAUGUCAUCGAGAUAUGUGUUUUCCAGCUGUUUGUACAAGGUGCGAAUGUUAACAUGGGUGGCCUACCUGUGUGGGAUGGCGCGCGGCACGCCGUAUGUGUCACCUGGCGCAGCAGUGACGGCGCUUGGCAGGUGUACGCUGACGGCGCGCGGAGGAAUAGCGGCUCGGGGCUCCGCGUCGGAGGAAGAGUGCGCAGCGGCGGCACAUUCAUCCUGGCACAGGACCAGGACACGGUUGGGGGAGGGUUCGCCGCCAAUCAGGCCUUCAGCGGAGAACUGUCACAGGUGAACCUCUGGGACCGCGUGCUGACUGCAGCUGAGGUCGGGUCGGACUGGUCGGCAUUCUGUAAUCACCAUGGCAACGUGAUUGACUGGGCAACCGCUAACAUCCAGGUUUCGGGACAGGCCACCACUGAUCAGUACAGUUGUCAAGUCACCUCGCCACCCGGGUCUGGUGUCAACCUCGCCUUGAGUCGACCCACGGCGCAGUCGAGUACUGGAUUUGGGGGAUCGGCUGGACGGGCGGUAGACGCCAACACUGACGGGAACUUCCACAGUGGCUCCUGCACCCACACAAACCAGGAAAGGAACCCCUGGUGGCGUGUGGACCUGGGCACGGCACAAGCCAUCGGCAACGUCGUCGUCUUCAACCGGAAAGACUGCUGCUCAGACCGACUGAACAACUUCCAGGUUCACGUGGGGAACUCUCCUACGGUGGCGUCCAACCCGCAGUGUGGCGGGAACAACGCGGUGACAGGAGGGAGCCGGCCGGACAUCACAGUAGACUGUGGCGGUCUCAGGGGCCGAUAUGUCGGGAUCCUACUUCCCAGCACCGAAGCCCUCACCCUAUGCGAGGUGCAGGUGUAUGCAGCGCCUCCACCUCCUCAAGUCCCAGCACGUGCCCGCGGCCUGCUGAAGUCCAGACCCAAUCCUGCAGACGCUAACAAGAAGGAGCUCCUGCCCAGCAACACGGAGGAAAUGGACUUCCUGUGUGAGGAAUCUACCGGGAACCAGACGUGCUCGGCCGCCGGGGACAUCCGUGUGAACGAGCAGCCGGGGCUGACCUCCAUGCACACCGCCUUCUUGCGCGAACACAACCGGAUCGCCAGGGGGCUCUCCCGGAUCAACCCGAACUGGGAUGACGAUCGGGUGUUCUACGAGACCAGGAAGAUCGUGGGCGCGCUGAUGCAGAAGAUCACGUACGGGGAGGACCUUCCGCACGUUCUGGGGCCCGCCGCCAUGACCAGGUUCCACCUGACCCUCACCCAGAGCGGGUUCUUCUCUGGGUACGACCCGAAUGUGAACCCCACCAUCUCUAACGUCUUCGCCACGGCUGCCUACCGAUUCGGCCAUAGUCUUGUUAAUAACUUUUUCAACCGCUUUGAUCCAGACUUUACCCAGGGCAGUACAUGCCCGAUUCAGCUGGCCUUUGCUUUCUUCAACCCGUCCCACAUCUUCGACAACGCCCAAGGCGGGCCGGACUCCAUCCUGCGCGGCCUGACGGCCCAGCCGCAUCAGGACUUUGACCGGUUCAUGGUGUCGGGCCUGACCAAGCGCCUGUUCGCGGAUCCUCCCGGGUCGGACAGAGGCCUGGACCUGGCGGCGCUGAACAUCCAGCGGGGCAGAGACCACGGGCUGCCCGGCUACAACGCCUGGCGGGUGCGGUGCGGGCUGCCCAAGGCUAACAGCUUCGACGAACUGGCGUUUGAAAUCCCGGACUGCUUCACGCGGAGGAGGCUAGAGAACCUGUACAGGCACGUGGACGACAUCGACGUGUUCGUGGGGGGUCUUGCCGAGGAGUCCGUGUCGGGCGGUGUCGUCGGUCCAACCUUCGCCUGUCUGAUCGGCAUGCAGUUCCGGGACCUCCGCAAGGGGGACCGCUUCUGGUUCGAGAACCCCGGACAGUUUACAGCAGCCCAACUAGCGGAGAUCAGGAAGGCCAGCCUGGCCCGAAUCCUGUGCGACAACACGGACGGCACGACCCAGAUGCAGCCGGACGUCUUCCGCCAGCCCACGCAGUCUGGGAACGGGAACGGGAACGGGAGGGUGGCCUGCUCGUCUCUGCCCCAGAUGGACCUCACCAAGUGGCAGGAGUAGGGGUGUGUGUCUCCAAUGGAUAUCAGCCGGUUCAGUAAUUGUCACAAACUUUUCUGUAGUUAACAAAGCUAUAACAGGAGUCUUGUCUUAAUUCAUAGCAUCAUUCCAGUCAUUACUUAUGGAGACAGGCGACAAUGACUGAUUGAUCAGCGUGUCUGUACUACAGAUACAGAACAGAUAAAGUAGAUGAUACAAUCUAUAUUUUAUUCAGCUACAGGAUUACACUUUUCAUUUCACUCCACGGAAUGUAUUAGGAAAAUGACGGAGUAGCUAGAUGAUUCUAAUUGGUGAGGAUAGCUUUGCAUUGCAAGUAGGACCCGGUAUGAUGAUAGAAAUAGUUGAGGAAUAUUUUUGCAUGAAAGUAACAAAUCAGUAAAUCCUAAUAGUGAGCACCUGUUUAUAGAGUUUGGAUGAAUAGUAUUGUUUGAAAUAUCGAUCAUGUAUUCAGACCAAGAUGAGAAAGCCGAGUUGAAAUUGUUGUGAACUUUAAACAGGCCAAGAUGAUGAUAGAACAGUUUGUAAUUUUAGAAUUUUAAGGUAUUAAAAUUAUGGCUGAUAAGACAAGUAGAAGUCAAUUUUCUGGCCAAAUUUGUUUGUAUUGCAUACCCGGUAAACCAACUUAUGGCGUAACCAAGGUAAUCGAUCCAUUCCUAUACAAGUUGACGGACCCGAACUCGUUUCGACAAAUGUGAUGGGCUCUUUUACUUACUCGGUCAUGAGGACCUGAUAUGAUGAUAAAAAUAGUUGAGUAAUAUUUUUGCAUGAAAGAAGUAAUAAUAAUAUUGUAUGGGUAAAUCCUAAUAGUGAGCACCUGUUUAUAAAGUUUGGAUGGAUAACAUUGUUUGAAAUGAAAUGAUCAUGUAGGCAGACCAAUGGUAAAGCCGAGUUGAAAUUGUUGUGAACUUUAAACAGGCCAAGAUGAUGAUAGAGUAGUUCUGUACAAUUAGCGAUUUAAGAAUGUGCUAUCUUACUACAUCUACAAAGUCUAAUGCAUACUAGUGUGUACUGGUUCAACUUCUUCUCGCUUCCGAAUAAAGUAAAAAACGGAUUAA